AUGGGUUACUUCGGAAGCUCCUUCGCCGACGGCCCCGUUCUCGCCCUCGCCCCACAGACCGCACACCAAGCCUUUACGCUCGGAAAAUCUACCUUUCAGACGAGGCCCAACCACGCCGCCUUCGCGCGUCGAUUCGCAAACGCCAACAUGACCCCUUCGAGGCCCUCUGGCGCUGGCCGAAAGAGGUCUCGCGAGGAGGCCGAGCCCAAUCUCUCGGAGGACCUCCCUGAGCCCACACCCGCGCCCUCCUCCAACACUAGCUGGCUGUCUGGAAAUGACAUGCUUAUGAUGGAGACGGCCCAGCCUACUGCCGCCGCAAUCCUACACAACGCCGAAGUGAAGACGGCCCUGCAAAUGCAACAAGAGCAACAAGCUUCUGGUCGAAGCUACAAGACCCAGCGCCGCGAGAUUACCUCUGCCGCAGCGACACCCGUUGAUGAGUUCAGCAGCCCAAGCCCCAGCCUGGCGACUCCCAUCACGGAGAUGGACAACCAUCCCGUCGUCGAUGACUUCACCCUCCAUCUCGGCAUCGGUUGGAGGCGCAUCGGCAAUGAUGAGCACAUUCAGGCUGCUGCUCGUGGCUGGGCCAGGUUCAUCGAGAACCACUAUCCCAUUUCCAACGUCGUCAUUCAGCUUGAGAGCAAGGGCCUGCAGUCGUACCUCAUUGAGGCCUCUGAGGGCUACUUCCUCUUUGACGAGAACCUUCGACAGGGUCGCCUCGUUAGCAGGACUGGAGAGGGUGCGCUCCAAAACCUCAAGAGCAACCCUCCCGUGUUCGACGGUCCUGAGACCAUGAUGGCCGCGAGCCAGCCUUCCCUCCCCAUCCACACCCAACAGGCCAACUACAUGCGUGCCCUUCCUUUCGGCAACGCUGACCUUGAGAUGGAAGUCUGCUAA
Molecule: messenger RNA, 897 nt
Organism: Parascedosporium putredinis
Lineage: Eukaryota; Fungi; Ascomycota; Sordariomycetes; Microascales; Microascaceae
Source: the annotation of a GenBank genome assembly